This is a messenger RNA of Theileria annulata, 549 nucleotides long. RefSeq lists its product as uncharacterized. NCBI's taxonomy places the organism in Eukaryota, Apicomplexa, Aconoidasida, Piroplasmida, Theileriidae. The record is from RefSeq and is a predicted model, not a curated record. The transcript is spliced from 3 exons. Gene Ontology annotation, molecular function: protein heterodimerization activity. The coding region runs from base 1 to 549 and encodes 182 amino acids.
AUGUCGGAUCGCAUUAUUCCAAAUUAUAGAAUUAAGAGAAUUCUCGAAAUUGAUGAACAUGUUCCUAAAAUGAACAAAAAGGCGUUAACAACACUCGCAACCUCACUGAAGAUUUUUUUGCAAGAAUACGCCAAAGAUGUGCAUAAACACAUUGUUAACACAGGAGAUUCCUACCCCGUGAAUACCAAACAUAUUAUAAAUGUAUCGUAUGAUCCGAGAUUUAUCAAGUAUGAGUUCCUAACACAUGCUAGGAAGAUUAUCGAAAAACAUGAUGAUAGUGCUACUCCAAUGAGUAAACUAGUUGGAACUGUGAAUAAUAUUGGUUCCUCUUACCAUACUAACAACUCAGGUUUAAGUAAUAAAGCUUCAGAAAAGACUGAGGAUUCUGUAGUUAAGAGUAAACAGUUUGAAGACUCUGUAAAGAACAAGACUGAUGUUAAUAUUGACAGCGGUAAAAAAGGCCUUAAAAGGGCGUUAAAAUCAGUUCCGAAGGACAGCUCUAAAAAAAUCAAAAAUUCUAUCUUAUCAUAUUUCACCACUAGAAAUUAA